Choloepus didactylus (southern two-toed sloth) is the source of this 1197-nucleotide messenger RNA. It is a transcript of the gene TLCD1, whose product is annotated as TLC domain containing 1. The record is from RefSeq and is a predicted model, not a curated record. Lineage: Eukaryota; Metazoa; Chordata; Mammalia; Pilosa; Megalonychidae. Bases 166 to 909 code for a protein of 247 amino acids. The transcript is spliced from 4 exons. Gene Ontology annotation, biological process: regulation of membrane lipid distribution; plasma membrane organization; membrane assembly. Gene Ontology annotation, cellular component: plasma membrane.
GGGCCUAGAGGGCUCCGCGAAAACUGAGCGAGGCAGGCGGCCGGCGGGAACGCCGGCAGCGGCGGGAGAGGCGCCUGGGACAAGCCGGCCUGAGAGGGAACCCCGGUUCCCAGAAAAGCUUGAGGAGGCCGCCUGGAGGGCAGGCAGAGGGCCGGGAGGGCCAUCAUGCCCCCGCUGCUGCACCCCGCCCUGGCUCUGCUCCUGGGCGCCACGCUGACCUUCCGGGCACUCCGACGCGCGCUCUGUCGCCUGCCCCUGCCUGCGCACGUGCGCGCCGACCCCUUGCGCACCUGGCGCUGGCACAACCUGCUCGUCUCUUUUGCCCACUCCAUUGUGUCAGGAGUCUGGGCGCUGCUGUGUGUAUGGCAGACCCCCGAGAUGCUGGUGGAGAUUGAGACGGCAUGGUCGCUUUCUGGCUAUCUACUCGUUUGCUUCUCUGCAGGCUAUUUCAUCCACGACACAGUAGACAUCGUGGUGAGUCGUCAGACACGAGCUUCUUGGGAAUACCUUGUCCAUCACAUCAUGGCCAUGGGUGCCUUCUUCUCAGGAAUCUUUUGGAGCAGCUUUGUUGGUGGGGGCGUCCUAACACUAUUGGUGGAGGUCAGCAACAUCUUCCUCACCAUCCGCAUGAUGAUGAAGAUCAACAAUGGCCAGCAUCUCCUCCUCUACCGAGUCAACAAGUACGUCAACCUGGUCAUGUACUUUCUCUUCCGCCUGGCGCCUCAGGCCUACCUCACCCAUUUCUUCCUGCGCUACAUGGGCCAGCAGAACCUAGGCACCUUUCUGCUGGGCAUCCUGCUCAUGCUGGAUGUGAUGAUCCUCAUCUACUUUUCCCGCCUCCUCCGCUCCGACUUCUGCCCUGAGCGUGUCCCCAGCCGGCAACACAAAGACAAAUUCUUGACUGAAUGAGGCACAGUGCUCACAGGACAGCUAACGAGAGCAACCUCACAAACUGGGACUCAGUCAGUUUCUCCACCUGGAAAGCCUGCACCCACACUAUUCUCAAUAGUAAUGAAUGUACUCCUCUGAAAAGUCCUUGUCCUUUCUUGGGCAAGGGGUGAGGGAAGCAGACAGACCGGUCGGACACGGUCAAUGGGCGCUACCCCAAAGCCAGCCAACCCACACUGCCCUGAAAUAGAUACUAAUGAAAACCAAAAUUAUCAUCCUCCCUGUUCCCCACCACUAACUAUUGGUUUC